AUGGAAAAAUUUAUACAGGAUACUAGAAUAACCCCCAAAGGUGUCUCGAAAGGGACAUGGGGUUCCGAGUUUGCCACAACCAGCCUUAGACCCACAAAGGCAGUUGGUUCUGGUUCAGACCUACAAAGGGCUGGGAUCACGCGUGAAACACGUGGGGGAACAUCUAUCGAGAAACAAUCUCAAAGGAACAAUACAUCAUUACCGAGCGACAGGGAAA
This is a messenger RNA of Acaulospora colombiana, 217 nucleotides long. NCBI's taxonomy places the organism in Eukaryota, Fungi, Glomeromycota, Glomeromycetes, Diversisporales, Acaulosporaceae. The record is from the annotation of a GenBank genome assembly.